Doryrhamphus excisus (bluestripe pipefish) is the source of this 3023-nucleotide messenger RNA. RefSeq names its product WD repeat and FYVE domain containing 2 (gene wdfy2). The record is from RefSeq and is a predicted model, not a curated record. Gene Ontology annotation, molecular function: metal ion binding; protein binding. Gene Ontology annotation, biological process: positive regulation of fat cell differentiation; positive regulation of protein phosphorylation. Gene Ontology annotation, cellular component: early endosome. NCBI's taxonomy places the organism in Eukaryota, Metazoa, Chordata, Actinopteri, Syngnathiformes, Syngnathidae.
GGUGACCGGAAGUUCUCGUCGACGUUCUCGCUAGGCGUCAGCUGACAGUUGUGGCAACACCGUGUGACACCUGCGCGAGUGGCCGACGCACGGCGACCAUCACCGGGGACGUCUCCGACCUCUUCACCCGGGUUUAGGGGUUUGGAAGCGGAGCACUGAGCCAGCACCAGCAUGGCGGCCGAAAUUGAGCCGCGAGCGCAGGUUCGGAAGCCAUGUUUGCUGAGCAAGAUCGAAGCUUUCCAAGAUGUGGUGAGCGCGGCGGUCAUCAUUCCCAAAGAAGACGGCGUCAUUAGCGUGUCCGAGGACAGAACAAUUCGUGUUUGGCUGAAGAGGGACAGCGGUCAAUACUGGCCCAGUGUCUACCACACCAUGCCAUCCUCGUGCUCCUGCAUGAUCUUUAACACCGAGACCAGGAGGCUAUUGGUGGGGAUGGACACCGGCACCGUCUGUGAAUUCAUCUUGGCGGAGGAUUACAACAAGAUGACAUCCGCACACACCUACCAGGCCCACCAGGCCAAAGUGACGGUGGUGCUCUUCGUGCUGGAGAUGGAGUGGAUCCUCAGCACGGGACAGGACAAGAAGUUCACCUGGCACUGCUCCGAGAGCGGCCAGCAGCUGGGCGCCUACCACACCGCAGCCUGGGUCUCUGGACUACAAUUUGACGUGGAGACGAGGCACGCCUUUGUCGGCGACCAGUCGGGUCAGGUGACCAUCCUGAAGCUGGAGCAGGACAGCUGCAGCCUGGUCACCACCUUUAAGGGUCACACCGGUCACGUGACUGCGCUCUGCUGGGACCCGUCCCAGAGGGUCCUGUUCUCAGGAAGCUCGGACCACUCCAUCAUCAUGUGGGACAUCGGUGGACGCAAAGGCACCGCCAUCGAGCUGCAAGGACACAACGACAAGGUCCAGGGAUUGUGUUACGCCUCGCACACUCGCCAACUCAUCUCUUGCAGCGCGGACGGCGGCAUCGUCAUCUGGAAUAUGGACGUUACCAGACAAGAGACUCCAGAAUGGCAGGACAGCGACUCCUGUCAGAAGUGUGAGCAGCCGUUCUUCUGGAACUUCAAGCAGAUGUGGGACAGCAAGAAGAUCGGCUUACGUCAGCACCACUGCAGGAAGUGCGGCCAGGCGCUGUGCGGCAAGUGUUCCUCCAAGCGUUCCACCAUCCCGCUCAUGGGCUUCGAGUUCGAGGUGCGCGUGUGCGACGGCUGCCACGCCUCCAUCACCGACGAAGACCGCGCGCCCACCGCCACCUUCCACGACAGCAAGCACGCCAUCGUGUACAUGCACUACGAGCCCACCACCGGGUGCCUGCUCACCUCCGGCACCGACAAGGUCAUCAAGCUUUGGGACAUGACCCCCGUGGUGUCCUGAGAUCAGAGCUCUUCCGACCCGCCAGGAAGGUCCGUACGCCGCCGUGUGAUGGCGGCAGUUGCCUGGGAGCAAGAUGGAGGAAGCCCAGCUGUACAGGGGGGGACAGGGCCACAAAGUGGUGUGUGGAGUGGACCGACUGUGAUUGACAUGAGUGGUGUGUGUGUGUGUGUGUGUAUGGAGAGGUGUGUGUGUGCAGGGUGGACCACUUCUUGCCGUCAUGUGGCUCCUCGCCAGGACGCCAGCACCCGGGUGAGGACCUCAUUAAGGUCCUGCUGCAAAUGACCCCAAGGGUUUUGGAAGCUAAUUUAUUAUCAAAUACAAAAAUUCUAAUCUUCUUCCUCAUCUUGAAUAAUGUGAACGUGUGUCAGCGCACUGGAAUCUUCUCCCAAGACGUUCUCCUUCAUCUGCACUUAGCAUAAGCUCCUUUGCACCGAGCGCUACCAAAAAUAGCUAAUUCCCCCCACGGUCGUGGUGCCUAAGGAGGCGGAGCUAGACCUAGCGCAGCGUGCCCAUUGGUGGACGGUGAACCAUCACAAGUCAGGAGAUGCCUUUCAAUGUUUCGUCACGUUCGAGUCGUCCAUUGAGUUUUUUUACGGUAAUUUGUUGUUCAUCUAAUUCUUGGUGACAAAUCAGCACGCUGCUAUCACGUCAUUGCUACGUUUUUUGGUGUUCUAAUACGACAAUGGAACCAGUUUAUGGCCAGUAAAUACGAAUAUGACCAAGUAGAGAACUACCCGUCACCUCUUCUUAAGUCUCUUCAGUUAUGUCAACAUAAGCGGGUUCCUCUGUGAUUGGAAUGUGAGACAGUCUUAAAAAGUAACUUGUAUACAAAAACACAACAUUCAUACCAGGCCAGUGUUUUUUUUUUUUUGUUGCAGAAAUAUUUCCCUGUGUAUGAAAUAUAAAAGCGACCAAGUGAUGUCGUUGCUGUAUUAAAAAAGGAGCAGGAAUCUUCAAGCUUUUCUUAUGAAUAAUGACUUUAUUUGAAUGUUACAUAGCUCUUACUAUGAAUACUGUUCAUAGAUGGCAAUUUUACAGUCUGUUCAGGUUACAGACAAAGCCUUUUUUUGUUCAAUUGGGUCUUGGCGUAUUGGAAAAAUUGCAUGAAUUGACAUUUUGCAUUGUUUCAUCUUAGAACUUUUGAUCAGCUGAUAAACAACCUAAGUAGAAAACCACCCAAAAAACCUUGAACCAUUCCCACUCACAUUCAUACCUAUGGAUUAACCUAGCAUGUUUUUGGAAUGUGGGAGGAAAACCCACUCAUGCACGGGGAGAACAUGCAAACUCCACACAGAGAUGACCCAGGGUGGAAUUGAACUCGGGCCUGCGUACUAACCACUUGAUAUACUUAAAUACUUGAAAUUGAGCCCCACUUCCAGUAGGAAUCAAAGCUUGUUUAUACGGUAAAGCUGCACACCACGUGACGUAGGAAGUGCAUUUGUUGGAAAAAAAUGUCCGUUAAAAGAUCAAUGGUGUAAAAAGUGAGCAUGAAUAGUUAAAAAAAAAAACCCAAAAAACAGACGACAAACCUCAAGGUUUGAACUUGAGCGCCAAGUCACUGAGCGCCGCCAACAAUCGGUCUUCCUCCUGAGAUGUGGACCUGGAGAAGGCCAGCGGGAGGUGCGUGGCCACCGCACACCGAUCUGGAA